Thalassophryne amazonica is the source of this 1170-nucleotide messenger RNA. RefSeq names its product solute carrier family 35 member E3 (gene slc35e3). Lineage: Eukaryota; Metazoa; Chordata; Actinopteri; Batrachoidiformes; Batrachoididae. Gene Ontology annotation, cellular component: Golgi apparatus. The record is from RefSeq and is a predicted model, not a curated record. Gene Ontology annotation, molecular function: antiporter activity; nucleotide-sugar transmembrane transporter activity. The transcript has 8 exons. Bases 163 to 1104 code for a protein of 313 amino acids.
AGAAAGAAACAAGGUUCGUUUCAUUCAGAGAGAGACGAAAAAAAAACAAACUCCAGAACAGCAGCCUCGAGGUGGAGAAACGGACUCGUAUACCGAAUGGACCACUGCUCAGCCUAAGUUAAAGAAAGCCGGGCUAAGAAAAGCAAGAUUUCAUCCGGAACCAUGGUGGCCGGGUUCUCCAAUUUAUCUGCUAACAGGCGCAUUGUGGCUGGACUUCUGGUCAAUCUGUUGUCCUCCAUCUGCAUCGUCUUCAUUAACAAGUGGAUCUAUGUACACUACGGCUUUCCCAACAUGACCCUCACCCUGGUCCACUUCGUGGUCACCUGGCUUGGACUCUAUAUCUGCCAGAAGAUGGACAUAUUUUCUCCAAAAAGCCUCCCCGUUCGUAGGAUUGUGUGGUUAGCGCUCAGCUUCUGUGGGUUUGUGGCCUUCACUAACCUUUCCCUGCAGAACAACUCUAUAGGAACGUACCAGCUGGCUAAAGCCAUGACCACGCCGGUCAUAAUCCUCAUCCAGACCACCUGCUACAACAAGACCUUCUCCACCAAGAUCAAACUGACAUUGGUGCCAAUAACUUUAGGGGUGAUACUGAACUCCUACUACGAUGUGCGGUUCAACCUGUUGGGUACCGUGUUCGCCACGCUGGGUGUCCUGGUGACGUCGCUGUAUCAAGUGUGGGUCGGGGCCAAACAACACGAGCUCCAGGUGAACUCCAUGCAGCUUCUGUACUAUCAGGCUCCUCUGUCUUCGGUCUUCUUGCUGUGUGUGGUCCCUCUGUUUGAGCCGCUGACUGGGGAUGGGGGAAUAUUUGGUCCCUGGUCCCUGCUUGCUCUGAUGACGGUGCUGUUCUCAGGCGUGGUGGCGUUCCUGGUCAACCUGUCUAUUUACUGGAUCAUUGGCAACACCUCAGCUGUCACCUACAACAUGUUCGGACACUUUAAGUUCUGCAUCACUCUGAUUGGAGGAUACAUGCUCUUCCAGGACCCGCUGUCACUCAACCAGGCGUUGGGGAUCCUGUGCACUCUGGCUGGAAUCCUGUCUUACACUCAUUUCAAGCUUGUCGAACAGGAGGAGGGCAAGAGCCGCCUGGUUCAGAGACCAUAGGCUAAGUCAGCUGUCAAUCAACUGCAUGGCCUCGUGUCAUUGGCCGCCCACCUCGAGGUUCUAUUA